GGACGUUCAUUUACAAUGGAAAUAGGGCAAAGCGAGUGUCUCUAGGACGGUGCACUCAUUUCUUCCCACCAAUGUGGUACUUCGUAUCUCCAUCUCUAUUUCUUCAGGGGGUCUUCGGAUGCCCAAGUGUCCUCGUAAGCUCAGCCCGUGACUGUACACUAAAAAGGGUUCAGAGAUGCUCGGGCAGGUAUACGGAGUUAUUAGGACGGGAAACGGGACGGCUCACGGGUCCCCCCACUAAAACAGGCCAAGGUCCCCCGCCUCCAGUGGUGGGUGCGACUGUCCAGGCGGGUACCUCCAGAGUACCUUCAGCACUGGGACCCACAUCUUCAGCGCUGCCGCCCGCAUUUGUCAGUUCAUGCGCAGAAAAAAAACGCGUUCGAUGUGGAAAGGGCGGUGCAGGACCGCGUUGGGACAGAGCGCCUGACGGUGGUGACUGACCGACUUGCACUGCAAGGAGGAGCCCAGGACCCCGAACACCCACCAGCACCAGCACCACCACCCACCACCACCCACCACCCAUCGCCAAACAUCCUCAACCUCACUACAAGGUCGACGACCCAAGACCCUCGCUUCUGCCAAUUCUAACAUAUCAUUUUGCUCCCCAUCAUCUUCACCGGAUAGCAAUUAUCGGGGCUUUUGUAUUGCUAUUCGCAGCGUCGUCUCGCCCCCCGAACAAAGGAUCCCGCCACGCUUGGCUCUAGAUCAAUUGGC
Molecule: messenger RNA, 714 nt
Organism: Sodiomyces alkalinus F11
Lineage: Eukaryota; Fungi; Ascomycota; Sordariomycetes; Glomerellales; Plectosphaerellaceae
Exons: 1
Coding region: 72-440 (122 amino acids)
Source: RefSeq, a predicted model, not a curated record